AUGAAGCAAAGACGAGAGAUUGAACAUCAAGGAUCCCUUGGAGAUGCGGAGAAUAAUUUCAACCAUCCGUUUGAAGUUUACCUAAAGUAUCUGUUGGAGAAAACAAAACCAAACCACCUGAAAGAGGAACCAAGAAUGAUAGUCAUAAUGUCUAACAUGUUCAAGAACUUUGACCAAAUGUUAGGAAUUGAUUAUGCUCUGAGAACCCAAAUCAUUGAACUAGUAGGUGAAGUUUUUACAAAUCUUAUUGCUGGUUUGAAAACCCCACAGUCCAAUGUUGAUCUUGAUGAAAUUAAUGUUCUGCAUACUUGCGCUGAGUUUCUUUUACACUGUGGAAUAACACCUCUGGGCUUUAACAUUCUGCAAAAACUCGGCUUAGUCUCUCAUAUUCUUCAUGAAGAACUUCAACGUCCUGAUCCUAACUGGUCUAACUACGUAUGGCUAGGCUUCAUCACCAAAGCUUCGGCUUCAGAAGAGGGCUUUAGUGUAUUAACUUCUCAAGCUAGUGGUAUCCUAAAAAUGGAGUUGUUAAAUCUUUGGAGCACAAUUGAUGAAGACUGCUCUGGAUCAGAACUGCCUGUAAGAGAAUGUUCCAAUAGUCUACUACGAGCUAUCACAUUGUUUACCUUGAAUCUCAAAGGUGUUCGGGCAUUCCUUAAGGAGCCGGAAGAUGGCAGCGAGGCGACAUUGACAGAGGAGUCUGACACAAGGCCUUUAAAUUUAUUUUCUCUCAUCAGAGAUUUUGCUCUCAACUAUUCAAAGUGCCCUGACUUUAUUCACCAUCUAUUCGCAUUAACUGUUCUAGACAUCCUAGUGUCUAACAUCGAUUCGAGCAUAUAUUUAAUGAACAAAUUCAACUUUCAAGAAUCUCUUUUGAUUAUGCAAGCAGAAAGCAGAGUUGAUGAGAGUUCAGAAGUUAUAAUUGACGAGUGCAGUCUACUUCGACAAAAGAUUAUAGAAAAAACAAUUUUGCCUGUUAAAGUCAACACAAACCUAAAACCUUCUCACACGUUUCCAAGGCCUGACAGCACUUUGACUAGGACUAAACCAAGAUCUCGAGGCAAUGGAGAAUUUGCUCGUUGGCUUAGUGAAACAAGACCAGGCCUACAUGACCACAAUUGGUUGAAGCACGCUCGAAAGUUGUAUAGGAACUCAUCACCCGACGAUGUGAAAGGAACAACUAUUAUAGAUCUUUUAGAGCAGGUUUCAAAAGUUCUGCCAGAAGUAAAGCCAGCAAUAAAAUGGCAACGAGUUGACGACCGGUUUACUCUACGUGCGGAGGAACAACUGGCCAUCCAACUGGCCGUAAAGUAUGGAGCUCAUCAUAGAAUAUUCCAGGAAACUCAAGCUAACAUUGAAAAUCUCAGCCAGCUCGUCCUCAUUGUCAACACAUCACUAAAAGCGACGUCAGAUUGUUUUGACGGAUUCGACUGGUUUGUUGCUUCUAGUUUUCUGCUUUGCUCAGGAAACAUUGAAAAAGCCCAAGCGUUUUUAUCGCUUAUGUCAACCCUACCAACAGCACCUCUUUUGUGGUCUCAUUUUGGAGAAGCAUCUUUGUUGGCCCAGCUUGGAAAUGUUCUUGACUGUAUAGUCUCAGAGGAAAUGCCCGCUCUGUUUUACGUGCUGCAGCGCAACGGUUUGUCGUGGUGGCAGUUGUGCCGUGGAUGGAUUGCUCAGUGUUGGUGGGGAGUAUUGGACUGGCCAUACAUCUGCCAUUGGCUCAUGACAGGGAUGUUAUAUCAGUCUGAUCAUCUGUUAUAUUUCUGUGCGGCUCUUCUACACUCCAACCAUGACCGACUGAUGCAGAUGUCAAUCCAGGGAACGGUUUACGAGAUUGUUACCAAUCCAGCAGAAAGAUUUCAACUGGCAGAAGCGAGAAUCAUGAUUGAUAAACUGCACAAGAAGUAUCAUGGGACGCUACACUCCUACAUAAGUUCUCUCUGAGAUUUGAGAUUUGA
Macrosteles quadrilineatus (aster leafhopper) is the source of this 1958-nucleotide messenger RNA. RefSeq names its product protein broad-minded-like. Lineage: Eukaryota; Metazoa; Arthropoda; Insecta; Hemiptera; Cicadellidae. The record is from RefSeq and is a predicted model, not a curated record. The coding region runs from base 1 to 1944 and encodes 647 amino acids. The transcript has a single exon.